AGGGCUUAUGAAAAGUUAUUCCCAUGCAAAGCUAAGAAAAGUCACGCAAUGACAUCGUUUUUGUUUACCGUCGAGUUCAAACGGAUCCACGUAGAGUAGUAUACAAAUAGCUUCUGCGAAUUUGGUAUGUUAGACGAGGAGAGAAAAGAUCUGAUUCACCUUAUUAAUUUAUUUUUUUCGAAACACGCACUUACUGUUGAGGAUGCAGAAAAUUAUAAUACCAAGACGACUGCACUCCCUGGUGUGUGUUUUACGUUAAAACUUUGACCCGACACUGAUUUUAAUUUUGACUAGGUCGGAUUCCGGGUAGAAGAUCGAGUCUCACACGAUGAGGCUUCAUUUAAGCCAAACUAACCAACAAAAUAACUACACAUAACACAUUCAAUCAGUAAAUAUAUAUCUCCAGUUUUCUACCUCGUAAUUGAAUCCAUGGCUGCCUUAAAUUUAAACCUCCUUAUAGUUACACUCAUCUAUAUUCAUCAUGUUUCCUUAGCUUUUGCAAAAGUUACUCUGAACUCGCCACUUUUCACGGAUACCGAUGAUGCGUGGCUUUCACCCUCGGGAGAAUUUGCUUUCGGGUUUCGACAACUGAAUGAUAAUGACACCAAGCUGUUCAUGGUUGCCAUCUGGUAUAACAUGAUACCGGACGACCAGACCGUUGUUUGGAGUGCAAGAAAAGACAACAAGCUUGCAACAGCGCCAGCGGGAUCAAAGUUGCAGAUCACACAAGAAGGUCUGUCGUUGACAAAUCCCAAAGGGGAUUUCAUAUGGACGGCAAGUUCAAAAGAUUUUGUUUCGGAAGGAGCUAUGCUUGACAGUGGCAACUUUGUUCUCCUAAACGGUAGCUCUGCAAAUGUGUGGCAAAGUUUUGAACAUCCCACAGACACCUUGUUGCCUAAUCAAUCUCUCCAGCUCGGAGGCAUGCUGACUUCUCGAUUGACAGACACAAAUUACACUACAGGAAGGUUUCAACUUUAUUUUGAUGGUGGUAAUCUCUUGCUCAGCCCCCUUGCUUGGCCCUCUCAACUGCGUUACAAGUCCUAUCCUGUAAUUGAUGCCUCUGGCAACGCUUCACGAUUGCUGUUCAACAUAUCGGGGGAUAUCUAUGUGGAGACCACCAAUGGGAAUAGAAUCCAACCUCAAGGUCAAAAAUGGGUUAGCAAUAGCAGCAGUAGCUUGGAUCUCAAUCCUGAGAUGAAUUUCUACAGAGCAACGCUUGACCCCAGUGGAGUUUUCACGCAGUAUGCUCAUCCAAGGAACAACACUGCUCGGCAAGGAUGGAUAAUCAUGAGGUAUGUUCCUGAUGACAUUUGCAAUAUAAUAUUUGAUCGGUUUGGUAGUGGUUCCUGUGGCUAUAAUAGCUACUGCGACAUGGAAAAUGAGAGACCUACUUGUAAUUGCCUUGAUGGGUAUUCACUGGUGGAUCCAAGUAAUCAAUUUGGUGGAUGCCAGCCCAAUUUCACCCUCGCUUGUGGAGCCGAUGUUCAAGCACCGCCAGAACAAUUAUAUCAUAUGCUCCAAUCCUCAAGAUAUAAUUUUCCUGAGGCAGAUUAUGAAAAGAUACAACCUUACACUCAACAGGAAUGCCUACAAUCUUGCUUGCACAAUUGCAUGUGUGCUGUUGCCAUUUUCGGGCUGGACACUUGUUGGAUGAAGAGAUUGCCCCUUUCUAACGGAAGAGUAACCGAUGUUAAUGAUCACCAUUUUGUCUAUAUCAAAAUAAGAAAUAGUCGUGACUUUUAUCCGGGUGUAAACGAGGAACUUCCCCCUGGUGCAGAUUCAAAUAAGGAAGAUGGAGCUAAGCCAAUUCUUAUGGGAUCACUUAUUGGCUCCCUUGUCGUGAACGGUAUUCUCCUGGCUACGGUUGCUUUGUUGGUUCUCUUGAAGCCGAAACUAAAAGUGGUUGUACCAGUUGCUGCUGCUAGUCUUUUGGAAACAAAUUUGCAUUCGUUUAGUUAUGAGGCAUUGAAAGAGGCCACAUGGGGUUUUAGUGAAGAACUAGGCAGGGGUUCCUGUGGCAUUGUUUACAAAGGCAAACUAGAAGCAGAAGAUUCUUGUAAUGUGAUUGCCGUCAAGAGAUUGGACAGAUUGGCACAAGAACGAGAGAAAGAAUUUAGGACUGAAUUGAGUGCCAUUGGUAAAACCUCCCACAAAAAUCUGGUCAGGUUGAUUGGAUUUUGUGACCAGGGAAUCAAUAGACUAUUGGUGUACGAGUUCAUGAGCAAUGGUACUCUUGCAGACAUCCUAUUUGGACACUCUAAACCCAAUUGGAAUACAAGGGUUGGAUUUGCUUUGGGGAUUGCAAGAGGGUUGGUGUACUUACACGAAGAGUGUGACACUCCAAUCAUUCAUUGUGAUAUAAAACCUCAAAAUAUACUCAUAGAUGAACAUUUCAAUACCAAGAUAUCUGACUUUGGGUUGGCCAAGUUGUUGUUGUCUGACCAAAGUAGAACGAAUACGAUGAUCCGAGGAACUCGAGGAUAUGUAGCUCCUGAAUGGUUCAAGAAUGUCGCUGUGACGGUUAAAGUGGAUGUUUACAGCUUUGGGAUAAUGUUGUUGGAAAUUAUUUGCUGCAGAAGAAGUGUGGUGAUGGAGGAGCCCGGGGAAGAAGAGAAGGCAGUACUGGCAGAUUGGGCUUGUGAUUGCUAUAUGGAAGGGAGAAUAGAUGCUCUAGUGGAGAAUGAUGAGGAGGCCUUAUCUGACAAAGAGAGGUUACGAAAAUGGAUCAAAAUAGCAAUAUGGUGCAUUCAUGAGAAUCCUGAAAUGAGGCCAACAAUUGGGAUGGUCGUGCAAAUGCUAGAAGGCUUUGUUCAAGUCUCUAACCCACCACCCACUUUUACCAUGCAUUCCGUAUCUUGACUGCCAUCAGGCCCCAAGAUUGAUUCUAUGUAUCAAUUCCUAUUCCUGUACGAUUUUUACACAAUAUGCAUGCAUGUUUAUUUUCUAUUCUCUCUUGUUUUAAUAUUUCUAAAUAAUAGUUAGCCAUGUACUCAAAUAAGAUUAUUGUUUCUACAUCGUUCGAGAUGUCAUAUUUGGAAAUUUAGCGAGGAAGCAAUCUUAAUUAGCCACGUACAUAAAUU
Molecule: messenger RNA, 3080 nt
Organism: Glycine soja
Lineage: Eukaryota; Viridiplantae; Streptophyta; Magnoliopsida; Fabales; Fabaceae
Product: G-type lectin S-receptor-like serine/threonine-protein kinase LECRK3
Exons: 1
Coding region: 430-2859 (809 amino acids)
Biological process (GO): recognition of pollen; protein phosphorylation
Molecular function (GO): protein serine/threonine kinase activity; ATP binding
Source: RefSeq, a predicted model, not a curated record